AUGUGGGCAUACAGCUCCUCACAUCCAUCUGACGAGGCAGCUGGUGUCGAGGUCUCCCACCACCAGCCUGCGGUGCAUCAUGCUGACGUGGUAGUCAACGCUCCUUGGGUGUCAGCGAGGGUGGCGCUUACGCGGCUGCCCGAGAAGAGCAUCUCGUUCAUCUCGGGAUGGGUGGCGGGGCUCUCCGGCAUCGUCGUGGCACAUCCAUUCGGUCAGGAACACAGGCAAAGGCACACCCAUCCAAUAAAUUGUGCACAGCACAGAUGCCUUUGUGCUGUGGUGCUGUGGUGCUGUGUGUGCGUCGAUUUCCACCAUGCAGACACGCUGAAGACCCGGCUUCAGAUCGGCCGCACAUCGUCGCACCACCACUUCAGGCUCUCCUCUCUGACCCCUCGGUACAUCACCACCCUCUACGCCGGUGUCGGGCCCCCUCUACUGGUGGCGGGCAUCCUGCAGUCCUGCCUCUUCGGGUCGUUCAACCACUUCAAGGGCUACUUCCAGGGGCUGGCCGAGCCGCAUGUGGCCCAGGCGAGGGCGUUGGGGAGCACUUAUGGGUAUGUCAAGGUGGCUGUGCUGAGCGGGCUGUCGGUGUUUGUGUCCGGUUCGUGUGCGGGGCUGUGCACGAGCGUCAUAACGUGUCCCAGCGGGAUGGUCAAGGUGCAGCAGCAGUGCUCGCCGGACCUGACGAUGCUGCAGGUCAUCAAGGCACUCAUUCGCAAGGGCGGGCUGCCACUUAUUUUUAGAGGUACGUACGUACGAGGUGUUCACACACCAUCCCAUCCAUGCCACCUCACUCACAAAUGGCCGGCUGGCUUUGCAAGCUUGUUUGUCUGACAUCUGCUUGGGCUUGUUUGUAUCAAUCCAAUCAGGUUACUCGGCCCACAUCUUUAUGGAGAUCUUUGGGCGCGGCACCUACUUCACCGUAUACGACGUCGUCAAGCGGGAACUUCACCAAACCACCCAGUCCCCCUCCCCUGCGCCCUCCCCUACUCCCUCUACCCCCCCUCCCUCCCCUCCCCCCUCCAUGCCCUACUACAAGCGUGCCGCAGCGGGCAUGUGCGCCGGCAUCGCCGGAUGGCUCGUCGUCUUCCCCUUCGAUGUCCUCAAGUCACGACUGCAGGCACAGCCGCUCUUCGAGGGCGCGGCGAGGAUCCCAUCAGGCCCCCAGACCCACCUCUCGGACCCCUAUGCCUUUGACACGAGUGGCAGGCGGACGACGGAGCGGGCCACCGGCCACAGGGGGUGGGCGGCGCCCAAGAAGUACGAAGGGUUUUGGCACUGUGCGCGGGAGACGUGGAAGGAGGGCGGGGUGCGGGCGUUCUACCGUGGGCUGGGGUUCACGCUUGCAAGGGCGGCGCCGGUGGCGUGUGUGGUGCUGCCUGUUUAUGACGUGACGCACGAGACGCUGCUGAGAUGGAGGAAUGGGUGAGUAG
This is a messenger RNA of Vitrella brassicaformis, 1433 nucleotides long. NCBI's taxonomy places the organism in Eukaryota, Vitrellaceae. The record is from the annotation of a GenBank genome assembly.